Molecule: messenger RNA, 3479 nt
Organism: Carassius auratus (goldfish)
Lineage: Eukaryota; Metazoa; Chordata; Actinopteri; Cypriniformes; Cyprinidae
Gene: htr4
Product: 5-hydroxytryptamine receptor 4
Exons: 7
Coding region: 226-1497 (423 amino acids)
Biological process (GO): adenylate cyclase-activating adrenergic receptor signaling pathway; positive regulation of MAPK cascade; chemical synaptic transmission
Cellular component (GO): plasma membrane
Molecular function (GO): G protein-coupled serotonin receptor activity
Source: RefSeq, a predicted model, not a curated record
UGAAAGAGGAGGGACCUGAGACUUCAGUUUGCGUUUCACUGUGCGAACUGAAGGGCGCUCACGCUCGGCUCUCCUGGACUGACCGCUGAGCCACGGAACUAGUUUGCGCUGACAUCGCCUUCACACGUUAAACUCCCGCAACUGUGCCCACCGCCGACAGCGGACGUUCGGUAAACCCGGUGAAGCCUAGAAGUUGUCCGUUUCUUCCUAAAGCGCCACUCUUCCAUGCGAGGAUGUGAAUUUCCACGGGAGGAUCCAGAGUCGUGCCAUGGUGUUGACCCGCGCGCUCCUCACAGACAUGGGCCGCUCCGCAUCUACGGGUACAUGAAUCUGAGUUCCACCGGCCAGAUGCCUGAGAUGGAAGAAGUAGAUACCAAUGAGAGCAACUGGUUGGCGAAGAGGAUUGCUCUCAUCAGCUUCCUGUCACUGGUCAUGCUCAUGAGCGUCCUGGGCAACCUGCUGGUUAUGGUGGCCGUCUGCAAAGACCGGCAGCUCAGGAAAAUCAAAACCAACUACUUCAUCGUCUCGCUGGCGUUUGCUGACCUGCUGGUGUCAGUGCUGGUGAUGCCGUUCGGUGCCAUAGAACUGAUCCAUCAGAACUGGAUCUACGGAGAGACCUUCUGCCUGGUCCGCACCUCUCUGGACGUGCUGCUGACCACCGCCUCCAUCCUACACCUGUGCUGCAUCUCUCUCGACAGGUACUAUGCCAUCUGUUGCCAGCCGCUGGUCUACAGGAAUAAGAUGACACCACUAAGAGUGGCUCUAAUGAUCGGAGGAUGCUGGAUAAUCCCGACCGUUAUUUCCUUCCUACCCAUAAUGCAAGGCUGGAACAGUAUUGGAAUAAAUGAUUUGAUAGAGAAGCGGAAGUUCUCUGGAAACUCCACGGUGUGUGUGUUUAUGGUGAACAAGCCGUAUGCGCUGACCUGCUCAGUCGUGGCCUUCUACUUACCGCUGGUCCUGAUGGUGCUGGCGUACCAGCGCAUCUAUGUCACGGCGCGAGCACAUGCUCGACAGAUCAACAUGCUGCAGCGUGCCGGAGGAGCAGGGAACGCGAACAGCGCGGACCACCAACGAAACCACCGCAUGCGCACCGAGACCAAGGCGGCCAAGACUCUGUGCAUCAUCAUGGGCUGCUUCUGCCUGUGCUGGGCCCCUUUCUUCAUCACGAACGUGGUGGACCCCUUCAUAGACUACAGUGUUCCUGAGCAGCUGUGGGUGGCCUGCCUCUGGCUGGGCUACAUCAACUCCAUGCUCAACCCCAUCCUUUACGCCUUCCUCAACAAGUCCUUUCGCCGUGCCUUCCUCAUCAUCCUCUGCUGCGGACAAAAGCGCUACCGCCGACCUUCCAUCCUGGGCCCUGGAGCGACCUGCACAGCCACGCAGAUCAACGGCUCGACACACGUCCUGAAAUAUUCAGUUCUUCACAAUGGAAAGCAUACUGAACAGGAGAAACUGUCAAUACAGAACGACACAGAGUCCCAGGAGUCAUGUUUCUGACACAGGCCAGCCUCUAAUGAGGAACAUGACUGGAAGGUGCCAUUUCUCACCGCCCUGCCUGCAGCUCAGACCCGACCAGAGCCUUCAACGAGUCGAGGACAGGGAGCUGGACUGAACUAUAUGCUCAAAGAGCUGCUGAACAAUGAGGGAAAGAACAAUUUUGCCAAAGGUAUCUGGUCUGUGUUCUAGGAUACAAAUUUCCAUUGCAAAGGAAUGUUGGUAAGGGUUUUCCCAAUGUGUUUGUUUCCUUUUGGUUCUCCUGGGAAUACUAUUUCCAAACCAAAAACACGUCAUUCAAGCUUUAUCCAGAGAGGCUUUUAUUAGCUCUAGAGUCAGAAUAACACUUCCUGAAAGCUACGGCACAAGUGCUGAACAGAUAAGAUGACACUUAAAAGAAAGAUUUAUUUUUAUUCUAUAAAGGAAAAAAUAAAUUCAAACCACAGUAUUAAGAGUUGGGAGCAUUGCUGAGCGAUUUCUCCAAUUUCUAUUUUUUAAUUGUUCCAUUAAUGAAUUUGAAUAAUGAAUCUAAUAUAGGAUUGUCACAUAAAUGUAAAUGUUAAAAACAACAGGCCUAUUUCAAAAAUGUUUGGAAUCCUGAUUCCACCACUGAAUUAAAAAAGUGAAUUAUCUCACAGUUCUGACUUUUUUUUUCAAGAUGUAAACUUGCAAUUGUUAAAGAAAGUAAGAAUUAUGUUAUAUCUGAUUUCUCAGAAUUGCAAGAUAUAAACUUUUUUUCUUGUAAUUGCAACUCUGUAUCUCGCAUUUCAUUGGCAAGUAUUUUCCCCCCUCAGAGCUGGACUUUAUAAUUGCGAAUUUAUAUCUCACAAUUCUGAGAAAAGAAGUCAAAACUGCUAGAUAAAAACUUGCAUAUUCAUCUACUUGCAGUUUAUGUCACGCAAUUCUGAGAAAAACAUAUAUAUUUUUUUUUUAUUAGUGUCGGAAACAGGCUCCCAUAAAAAUUUGCCCCGAGAUUCUUCAAGAUGAUUUAAUAAAAACACUGCCUUUUAGACUUUAUACAAAGGAUUUUGACAGGAAAUUAACUUUAGUUUUCUUCUAGCCAUGAAAUCUGGCUAGAGGAAAACAUAAAAUCUCCAUUUUCUUACUGUGAAAUCUCAUUUAUGUAGUAUAAGAGAAGUUCUUUGGAGAAUGAAAUGCACUACUCAAAUUCUGGCUGAUGUAAUUUGGCUUCUUGUAAACCUCUCUAAAUACACAGAUCCACAGGUGACCGUUCUCAAUCAGGUCAGCUCUAUGCUUCACAUGCAUCACUAAAUGCAUCCAUUUGCACGAUGGUUUCCUCCUCUGCCGUGAUUCACUGGCAUAAACAGCACAGUGUUUUUCUGAGAGCGCUACAGCUACAUGAUGCCUGCUGACUGAGAAUGUGUCAGGCCACUCCAAACAAAACCUCUGCUGACAGCAACCAGGGCCAUUUCUCCCAGAUACUGUCUUAAAGUGUUUUAGCCUUACUGCAGAUGACCAUUGCUUACUGCAAGACUGAAAUCUCUGAAAUUACCUUUAGUGGUCCUUUUAGGUUCUUAAAGGCAUAGUUCAUCCAGUAAUUAUAAAAUGUAUUAUUUAUUCACCCUCGUGUUAUUUCAAACCAUGUUAGCUUCUGGGAAACAAAAGGCCAUUUAUAUUUUUUUUAAAAGGCAAAAACCAGUGGUAUCGAUGUGAAAUCCAUAAAAUUAAGAAUUAAUUGAGAAUUGAGCUGAGCUUCAUACAUUUCUACACUUUUGACAAUGAAGUUUUUUGCCUUAAAAAAAAUUGCCAAAAUGUUGUAAUGACAAUAGGAGGAAAUGUGUGUGUGCUGCCAACUUAUAUAAACUAAUCUGUUAUUACUCAUGCAUAAAAAUGACAUGCUACAUAAUGCUGAGCUAACAACAAAUUUAACAUAAACAGUUGAAUGAGUCUUUUAUGACUAGUUCCACAAUGUUCUGAAAUGUUCCAGAAGGCACUAGAAUGUUACAGAAUGUUACCGAAACUUC